Molecule: messenger RNA, 1893 nt
Organism: Trichophyton rubrum CBS 118892
Lineage: Eukaryota; Fungi; Ascomycota; Eurotiomycetes; Onygenales; Arthrodermataceae
Exons: 7
Coding region: 1-1893 (630 amino acids)
Biological process (GO): DNA topological change
Cellular component (GO): nucleus
Molecular function (GO): DNA topoisomerase type I (single strand cut, ATP-independent) activity; DNA binding
Source: RefSeq, a predicted model, not a curated record
AUGGUCUCCAAAAUUCUAUGCGUUGCAGAGAAACCUGCAAUCGCUAAGUUAGUAGCCCAGCAUCUAUCUGGUGGACGCAUAAGGACUUCUGGAAUUGAAGGCAAUCAAUAUGUCAAAAACUACGAAUUUGAUUUCACAUUCGGGCCCCCGUGGGGUAGCUGCUCCGUUGUUAUGACCAGUGUCCUAGGACAUUUAACAGCUUCGGACUUUGAACCUAGAUAUAGAAACUGGAAUUCUUGCAACCCCUCUCAACUCUUUGCCGCGAAUGUUAUAAUUGCAGUUGAUAAAGAAAAAGUCGGCAUAGCUCGGAAUAUCAAGAGACAAGCCAGAGAUUCCAGAGCUCUCUUUAUAUGGACUGACUGUGAUAGAGAAGGAGAGCACAUAGGCUCUGAAGUCCGAGACCAGGCUGUGCUUGGUAACCCAAGCAUUGAAAUCAAAAGGGCAAGAUUCAGCAAUACCGAACGAACGCAUGUGUUAGAAGCUGCUCGGAGGCCAAUUGGGCUUGAUGAACGCCAAGUGGAUGCUGUGGCUGCUAGAAUUGAGCUAGAUCUGCGCAUCGGAGCAGCUUUCACGAGACUUCAAACGCUUCAGCUUCAGACACUGGGAGGUGCAUUGGCUGAAAAGAUAAUCAGCUACGGGUCAUGUCAGUUUCCAACUCUGGGAUUCGUUGUGGAUAGGUAUAUGAGAGUUAAGAAUUUCAAACCAGAGGCCUUUUGGUCCAUCAAAGUUUCACAUACCCGUGAUGGUAUUACAGUGAACUUCAAUUGGCAACGUGGGCAUCUUUUUGACCGAGCCGCAGUGGUAGUCCUCUUUGAGCGAUGCCUGGCAGCCAAAACAGCCACUGUUACUAAAGUUAACAAAAAACCGACCAGCAAAUGGAGACCACUUCCUUUAACUACCGUUGACCUCCAAAUGAUGGGAAGUAAAUACUUGAGAAUUGAUAGUCAAGCAAUUAUGAAGGCCGCCGAAACCCUCUAUACAAAGGGGUUUAUUAGUUAUCCUCGUACCGAAACCGACCAGUUUGAUAACGAGAUUGACUUGAAAAAACUUGUCGAGAAACAAUACCCAAGUGAAGCAUGGGGCGAAUACGCAAGAGGGCUUAUAGGUGGUGGUUUCAAACAACCUCGUCGGGGUCGAAACAAUGAUAAAGCUCAUCCACCAAUUCACCCAGUGGCCUAUGUUUCUCCAACAGUGCUCAGUGCCAAUGAGAAAAAAGUAUAUGAGUUCGUAACCCGGAGAUUUUUAGCCUGCUGCUCUGAGGAUGCGAAAGGCGAGUCGACCGACAUUGAAAUCCAAUAUGGGGAUGAAGAGUUUCAUACUCGGGGCCUUGUCGUCUUAGAACGAAACUAUCUAGAUGUCUAUGUGUAUGACAAAUGGGAGAGCAGCCAACCGCUACCGAAUUUUGCUCUGAAUGAAUCCUUUGAGCCAAAAGAAGCGAAUAUUACAGAAGGGAAAACGGUUGCCCCCGGAUAUCUUACCGAGCCAGAACUCAUUGGGCUCAUGGAUGCGAAUGGAAUUGGUACCGACGCUACUAUGGCUGAGCAUAUAUCAAAAAUCAAGGCGAGAGAGUAUGUUGCAACUCGGCCUCGCGGUGGUGGCAGAGGAUCUGGUGGAAGGGUAGAUGAAUUUAUCCCUACGAAGCUUGGGGUUGCUCUUGUUGAAGGAUAUGACAAUGUGGUUGCUGGCUUGCCUGAUUGUCCUAGCCUCACGAAGCCAUUCCUUCGAAAAGAAAUGGAACUGCGAAUGGGAGAUAUAUGUUCUGGGACCAAGACGAAAGCGGAGGUAGUGAGACAGAAUGUUGAUAUGUACAGCGAAGUAUUCACCCACACGCAACGGCGCAUUGAAUUGCUUAAGGUGGCAUGUAGGAAGUAUGUGUUUGAUUCUGAAAACUAG